Merops nubicus (carmine bee-eater) is the source of this 1625-nucleotide messenger RNA. RefSeq names its product ubiquitin-conjugating enzyme E2 D2. NCBI's taxonomy places the organism in Eukaryota, Metazoa, Chordata, Aves, Coraciiformes, Meropidae. The transcript has 7 exons. The record is from RefSeq and is a predicted model, not a curated record. Gene Ontology annotation, cellular component: nucleus. Gene Ontology annotation, biological process: ubiquitin-dependent protein catabolic process; protein K48-linked ubiquitination. The annotation marks the transcript as partial. Gene Ontology annotation, molecular function: ubiquitin conjugating enzyme activity.
GCUGCAACAGGAGUUGAAUGACCUGGCACGUGAUCCUCCAGCGCAGUGUUCGGCAGGGCCUGUCGGGGAUGAUAUGUUCCACUGGCAGGCAACAAUAAUGGGACCAAAUGACAGUCCCUAUCAAGGUGGAGUAUUUUUCUUGACAAUUCACUUCCCGACAGAUUAUCCCUUCAAACCACCUAAGGUUGCAUUUACAACAAGAAUCUAUCAUCCAAAUAUUAACAGUAAUGGCAGCAUUUGUCUUGAUAUCCUACGAUCGCAGUGGUCCCCAGCACUAACUAUUUCAAAAGUACUUUUGUCCAUCUGUUCUCUGUUGUGUGAUCCAAAUCCAGAUGAUCCUUUAGUGCCUGAGAUUGCACGGAUCUACAAAACAGAUAGAGAAAAGUACAACAGAAUAGCUCGAGAAUGGACACAGAAGUACGCCAUGUAACUAAAGAAAUUAUUGGAUAACCUCUACAAAUAAAGAUAGGGGAACUCUGAAAGUCCUUUUGAUUUCCAUUUGACUGCUUUCUAUGAGCCCACGCCUCAUCUUCCCCUGUGCACAUGUUUACCUGAUACAGCAGUGCUGCGUGUUGUACAUACUUGGAACAACAAAAUAGAAAUACUGUAUUUUCCCCGUACCAACAUUGACUCCUAGCAGAGAAGUGUGUGUGUGAAAAGCUGGUUCUUCAGUCAUAACUUUGUGAGCCUAAAAGCAUUCCCAGUUGAUUUAAAUUGGGUAAUAAAACGUGAGCGGGAGAGUUGCGGUGGGUUCCAUGUUUCUUGGGAUGGUGUUGCUGAUCCGGGAUGGGUUUUCAGUGGAAUCCUUUUAAACUCAUAACAGUUAUGAAAAGCAAGGUGAAGAACUUGAAGCUGUUUCUGUAUUCAUUUUAUUCUGAAGGACCUCCACCUUAGGUAAAUGUUAUGACCAAUGAGAUAAACUGUACCCACAUCCUGUGUUUAAGGUCUAAGUUUAACCGGUCAACAUUUAAAUGGAUUGGAGCUAUUAGUGCAUCAAGUGAUGUUGAUUUGUUUCAACUCUCUCCUUUCCUUCAUACUUCUUUUGGUUUGUAUGUGGUUUCUCAGUUAAUACAUAGCUAAUAGCUCUUAUUUUUCUUAAUUUUUUUAACUGCUUAGGUCUUUCUGGAUGUAAGGGUAAAAAUCCAUUUGACGGAAAACGUGUGUAUAUUUAAAGACCCAGCUGCUCCCCUGGAGCUUGUACGUUCAAGAAUGAUUAAUCUGUGUAAUAAACUGAUUACUACAGUCAUUACAUAUAACUUUGUGUGAAUAGGCUUUUAAUUUGAAGAGCAGUUUGUUACAGGCUCAGAGUUAACGACGGAUUUCUCUCAAAGCCCCGCGUUGGCGAGCGGUCGCAUUCGGAGGUCGUGGAGCAGUUUGGUUUGCAUCGCACGAGGCCGUGCACCUGGAGGAGACAAACAUCAGCUUGAGCACUUGCCCGAGGUCAGGAUGUGUAGUGUGCCAGGGACUUGACUGUUAAACCAAAUCAGCAGCUCACUAAUCGAGAGCCCGAGUGACAAAGCCUGACGGUAUUACUCCCACUUGCAUGGGACCUAACACAAUGCAUAUGUACUGUAGGUAAGUGAAACCUUCUGUAACUAAAAUAAUGGAUGUAAAAGGGUAAAAAA